GACCAGGAAGCGCGCCGCCGAGACUGGGCGGGGCGGCCCGCGGGUGGGUCCCGGGAGCCCGCGCGCGAGGGGCGGCGCGCCGUGACGUCAUCGGCGGGCGCCGAGCUCCCUGGCCGGAGCCGGAAGUGCUGUGGUCGCUGCGCGGAGCCACGUGCGGAGCCUGCGGGAGUCGGCGCCCGACGAGCGUCGCCGGUCCCUGGCACCUGCCAGACAGCGACACCAUGAGCUUCGUGGCAUACGAGGAGCUAAUCAAAGAGGGUGACACAGCCAUCCUGUCACUGGGCCAUGGUGCGAUGGUGGCAGUGCGUGUGCAGCGUGGGGCCCAGACCCAGACCCGACACGGCGUUCUGCGGCACUCAGUAGACCUCAUCGGGCGCCCCUUCGGCUCCAAGGUGACCUGUGGCCGAGGUGGCUGGGUGUAUGUGCUGCACCCCACACCUGAGCUCUGGACACUGAACCUGCCACACCGCACCCAGAUUCUCUACUCCACUGACAUUGCUCUGCUCACCAUGAUGUUGGAGCUUCGGCCUGGCUCUGUGGUCUGUGAAUCCGGCACCGGCAGUGGCUCCGUGUCCCACGCCAUCAUCCGCACCAUCGCGCCCACGGGCCACCUGCACACGGUGGAGUUCCACCAGCAGCGGGCGGAGAAGGCGCGGGAGGAGUUCCAGGAGCACCGUGUGGGCCGGUGGGUGACCGUGCGCAACCAGGACGUGUGCCGCAGUGGCUUCGGCGUGAGCCACGUGGCGGACGCCGUCUUCCUGGACAUCCCCUCGCCUUGGGAGGCCGUGGGCCAUGCUUGGGACGCCCUCAAGGUUGAAGGUGGGCGCUUCUGCUCCUUCUCGCCGUGCAUCGAGCAGGUGCAGCGCACAUGCCAGGCGCUGGCGGCCUGCGGCUUCACGGAGCUGAGCACCCUGGAGGUGCUGCCGCAGGUCUACAACGUGCGCACCAUCAGCCUGCCCGCGCCUGACCUGGGGGCCAGCGCAGGCCCCGACGCCGGCCCCUUCCGCAGCGGCACGCCCAUGAAGGAGACCGUGGGCCACACCGGCUACCUGACCUUCGCCACCAAGACCCCGGGCUAGGGAGCCGCCCGCCAGGAGCUCCAGGGAGCUGGGAGCGCCGUGGGGCCCGAGGGGGGCGAAGCGCAGCCAGAGGCUGCCUUACAUGGUCAGCGGACGCCUGCCGGGGCUGGGGCGGGGCGGGGCUGGGGGCCUCCCGGCUGGGUGGCUGACGUGGGGGGGCUGCCGCAGUGGGGCAGCAUCCGGUCCCUGGGGAGGGAGGCCCCCCACCCACGUCCCACCGUGGGCAGCGUCCCCGUCCUGCUGCUGUUUGCUGCCACUCAAAGUCUCCGCUGCUGCAGGCGCGUCUGGAUGUUGAGGCCCGAGAGGGCAGGCGGCGGGGCACAGGUCUGGCCCUUCUCAGGAGGCCCCAAGCAGGGAGCGAGGAAAUGGGAGCAAAGACUCGGAGGAGGAGGGCCAGGGACUGGGUGCGGCAUCAGAGCCCUGGACCCCCACGGCCCCGCUGCCCAGCAUCUAGGGAGAGGCGACCCUGCUGUGUGGCCUCGCGCCUGACCCCAGCCCUCUGGGCACUGCACAGGCCACGCGGGCGUGUCCCCAGAUUCCCUCCCAGCGAAGGGCCGGGGGCAGCCCCACCACCACCGCCUCGCUUCUGCCCCGGGAAGCGCCUCUGCCGCCCCGGCCCAGCCAGAGCCCCCGCACGUCCAUACGAGAACACACAGCGUCGCAGAGAGAAGAGCUGAGCAGGACGGGGGCGUGCUUCCGGUGCUCAGCCAGCCAUAGCGGAGCUGCUGGGUGCCCCUGCCACCCGUAGGAGCCCCAGGGUCGUGGGGGUGGGGGUGCACCCAGGACAGAGGGUGGGACCCCAGCCCUGCCCUGCCCUGGUCUCCAGCUCUCAUGUACAGCUGGCAUCCUUCCCGCCCUGUUGCACAAAGGGCCUGGGUGCCUGCCCUUGGCCUCAAGCAGCCGUCAGGAGCCUCAAUGACCCCACGUCAGCACGAGAGGCCCAGGGUUCCGUGCGGGCCUGAGGCUGACACCUGACCACGCCUGGCAGAGAAAUAAACACUGUUGCCCCUGCUGUGCUGACUGGUCCCCCUGGUGCCCUGUGAGGCCAGGCCUCCUCCACUCCCUACACCAGCAUCCAGGCUGGACCUCCCUGCCCAUGGCCCUCCAGGCCCCUGCUCCUUCCUUCCCAGGGCAGACGCCACAGGGCCUGUGACUCCAGGACGAUGGCUUGGGACCUGGUGGACAAAGGGGCAAGUGUGUGGCCACCCCCACCCAGCUGCAGAAAGGGCCCCUUGUUCCCGGGAAGGGUGGGGGUGGGGGAAGGAGAGAGAGUCCCUGGCUGUGUGUGUGUACGCAUGUGUGCGCGCGCGUGUGUGUGCUUCCGUCCGUCCGUGUCCGGCUGGGCCCUCUCUCCACAGCCCAGCCUGGGCACCGGGGUUGCCUCUUUUGCUCCCUGAAGGGCCCGGAACUCAAGCAGGACCUCCCAGGCCUGCUGUCCUGGCCCCAGGCCACCACCUAGGCUUUGGGGGUCCUUGCAGGGGCGCCAAGUGAGUGGGCCUGCAAAAAGACCCACCUCCUGGUGGGAGCAUCAGAAGGCGGCGGGUGCCUCUGUCCCCUGCUGUGACCUGUGUUCCCUCCGAGAGCCUAGGGUCUCUGGAGCCCCUUGCCCUGCUGCAGGGGUCACGUCCCUCCUUCAAGGCCCUGUCCUGAGCUCUGACCAAAUGCCUAGUCUGGGAACCGAGGAGGGACCCGAACUCUCCUUGGGUUUCAGGAAAGGCCUGUGGGGUGUCUGAUGCAGGGCGUAGGUCUCCUGUGCAGGCCCGGCUCUGCCCGUUUUCCAGGUGGGGCUUAGGCUGGCAGCAUAGACUGUGGCCCUGGGUGAGUCACUGGGGCCCGCAUUUGGGUCCGUGUGAGCUGGAAGGCAGAGCCCAGGCUGGAGGAUGAACGGAGGCCACAGCUGGGGGGCCGGCAGACCUGGGUCCCCGGCCGUGCUCACAGUUGCACUUAGCACGGAGCUGCUCUCUUAAGAAGAGUGGCCGUCCAGCCCCUCGACUGUGUUGCCAGGCUGUGCACGUGGGCCCCCAGGGCUCCAGUGGGCCUCUGUCCCAUCCCAGGGGCCUCAGCCUGCAGUCCCACCUGGCCCCGAGCCAGCAGUGAACUCCUGCGCGUCCUUCAAAGCACCGCUCAAGUGUCUCGGUGCCUCCACCACCCACCCCCAGGCACGCGCGUCUCACUCAACCAUUUCUGCUCCCACACAUCCCACAUCCCUGUGGGGCUGCCCCUAGCCUGGGAGCCCCUGCAGGCAGAUGAGCAGAAGCCAAGCGUCUC
Molecule: messenger RNA, 3347 nt
Organism: Hippopotamus amphibius kiboko
Lineage: Eukaryota; Metazoa; Chordata; Mammalia; Artiodactyla; Hippopotamidae
Gene: TRMT61A
Product: tRNA methyltransferase 61A
Exons: 4
Coding region: 222-1079 (285 amino acids)
Biological process (GO): tRNA methylation
Cellular component (GO): tRNA (m1A) methyltransferase complex; nucleus
Source: RefSeq, a predicted model, not a curated record